Molecule: messenger RNA, 2361 nt
Organism: Electrophorus electricus (electric eel)
Lineage: Eukaryota; Metazoa; Chordata; Actinopteri; Gymnotiformes; Gymnotidae
Gene: f2rl1.2
Product: coagulation factor II (thrombin) receptor-like 1, tandem duplicate 2
Biological process (GO): phospholipase C-activating G protein-coupled receptor signaling pathway; positive regulation of Rho protein signal transduction; blood coagulation
Cellular component (GO): plasma membrane
Molecular function (GO): thrombin-activated receptor activity
Source: RefSeq, a predicted model, not a curated record
UUGGCCAACCUGACCCGGUAUUUACGUCCUUUGCAGGCUAAGGUGUGCUUCGUUCGGUUUAGUCGAAAGUCUCGGAGGGAUCAUUUUAGGCACAGGGAGUAUCGCCCGAAGCAAGAAGUCUACAGCAAAGAUAAUUCCUUAAAUUCACGGACCAUGACUGGAGCUGAAUUCGCUCGUUUUAUUGUGCUUUUUGGUUACAUUAUGAUAGCUGGCGUGCAGACAGCAAGCGGUGGCCAAUCACGAGGUUUUAUUGGUCUUCAGAAUCCUGACUCGGACUCGGUCGAGGUUGACGAGGUUACAGCUAACACGUUAAAAAGCGGCCUAACUACGGUCUUCCUCCCUCUCGUCUACAUCUUUGUGUUUGCUGUGGGGCUCCCCAGCAAUGCCAUGGCAAUAUGGGUCUUCAUCUUCCGGUCAAAGAAGAUCCACCCAGCAUCAAUUUACAUGUCUAACCUGGCGCUGGCUGACCUCCUGUUUGUCAUAUGGCUCCCCCUGAAAAUUAACUACCACUUCAAUGGCAACAACUGGACCUUUGGUGAGGGAAUGUGUAAAGUCCUGGUGGGCUUUUUCUAUGGGAACAUGUACUGCUCUAUCCUGUUCAUUAUGUGUUUGAGUAUGCAGAGGUACUGGGUGGUGGCACAUCCACUCACCCAGCACAGGAGGGACAAUCGGCUGGCCAUUGUAGUCUCCCUGGUCAUAUGGGGCUUCAUCUGGGUCAGCAGCACACCGCUGUUCCUCUAUCAGCAAACAGCCAAACUCUCCGACCUGAACAUCACCACCUGCCAUGACGUGAAUGUCAUCAGCCAGGACAACUUCCAGACACAGAAUGCUUUCCUAGAUGUACAGAAGCCUUACUACUACUUCAUGGUCAUGGCAGGCAUGGCGUUCGCUGCACCAUGUGUCGUCAUCUUGACGGCAUAUGUGCUGAUGCUGCAGCAGCUGGGCGAGUCCACCGUGGGUGGCAGUAGCCAGGGGAAGAGCCGGCGCAGGGCCAUGGCGCUCAUCCUCACCGUUCUCUUCACUUUCCUGCUCUGCUUUGUGCCCAGCAACGUGAUGCUGGUGGUGCACUAUGCCCUGCUCGGCCAGGGCCUCGCUAACAAUGGCUAUGGCUUCUACGUGGCCACGCUGUGCCUGGCCAGCCUCAACAGCUGCCUGGACCCAUUCGUCUACUACUACGUGUCAGAGGAAUUCAGGGAACACGUGAAGAACACGCUUCUGUGCCGGAGCAGCCGGACAGUGGAGCGGAUGAGGGUGUCCUUCAGCUCCAUGAAGUAUUCCCAGAAGAGCAAGACCUACACCUCCAGCUCUGGCCCUACAGACAGCAGCAUGUGCUGAGAUGUCUUAUAGGGCACUUAUGCGAGAACCACUAUGGACCUUUUAAAAAGAAAACCAGUGACCUUACCAGGGAGGUUAAUUUGCACUCACUGUGACCGUCUGGAAUUUUGUAAUAUUAGACAGUCAUCUGCUGUGCCAUGCUGUCUCAGGAAACAAAAACUUGUAGUUUCCUUCUGCAGGAAAAAGAGCCUCUGUGGCUAUGGGAGUGUGGUUUGGAGUUGGAAGAGAGAAAAGCUACACUGCAAAUGCUGGUUUGUUCAUUUUUGUGGGAAGGACAGAGUUGCAGACUGUUCACUGCAGAGCUUAGAAACCUCAGGCAUGAGGAAGCGUAAACGGGCUUCUGAGACUAAAGCUGCACAGUGCACUGGCAAUUUGUUACUGUGAUAUUUUAAAAAGUGCCUUUCAGAGUUCAGUAUAUGUGUCCAGAUAUUGACUUAAAAUGCACUACUGUUGUUUUGUGUUCUUUCAGACUAUAAACUUGAAUGUGUUUUGUUAGGGUUUUUUUUUGGUUUUUUGGUUUAGUGUGGCUGCUGGUGGCAGCUGUGUGACACCUCAGUUUUAUUCUUGCUGUAUUUGAGACCCUUAUCACCUCAGGAGGGGUUUGCGCCAGAUGCUCGCAGAGAACAGCAGAUUGCAUGUGGGCCCCACUCUGAAGUGGGACUGCUUUUAAACAGAUUUUCUAAUUACAGUCAGUGUAGCACGAAUGUAAUGACGUCUGCUAUAUAGAGGAGUUGGAAUUAUGCAAGAGCUGUCUCUUAAAUAUUUUUUUUUUCAAGUUACAGAGCCUUCUGGCUCCUAAGUACUUACCACCCAGAAUAAUUGGUUGUGAAGUUGUUGUACAGUGCAUUUCCAGUCAAGUGAAUCAUCAUAAUCACAUGACCAGGGUCUCAUUUUAGUGUCACUGAAUGACUUAGUUUGCUGCUUUAACCUAUUCUGUUAAAAUGUGUAAUCAUCAAACUGUACAAUCACUGUUUGAAUUAAGAAGGAACAGGCUCAGGUUUGAGAAUAAAUGGCUAAAUGAGGGAA